Salmo salar (Atlantic salmon) is the source of this 706-nucleotide messenger RNA. Its product is annotated as ATP synthase F(0) complex subunit k, mitochondrial. The record is from RefSeq and is a predicted model, not a curated record. Gene Ontology annotation, cellular component: proton-transporting ATP synthase complex. NCBI's taxonomy places the organism in Eukaryota, Metazoa, Chordata, Actinopteri, Salmoniformes, Salmonidae.
UAACAGCGUUGUCCAGGACGCGGUUGCUUAUGGUGUCUCUAAAAUGCCCGUUUAGUUGUUUGUCAGUACCAACUAAUCUUGCUGACGUUAGCGAGGUAGCUCAAGACAAGCCAAAUUGUUUGCUGACGUUAACCUCUAGCGGUAUGUAGCUAGCUACUGCCUGGCCGGCUACUGUUUUUGAAUGAAAGUGAACCAGCUAACAAACAAGCAAUACCCACACAAAUAUAGCAGUCCGCUUCGGGUUGAAUGGUACCACACAAUUACGUUAUAUAAUUACUGUAACUAGCUAACGUUACGUUAGCCCGUUUGUUUCCACUGUGGUGGAAAGAAGCUGUCUGGCUUGCAGGCCUUCAGGCUUGUCAACAAGGGCUACUGGGCUUCAAUGUUUGACAGCUACUAUCCAACAUGGGCGGACACGACGCAGGAACCAGUCACCAGUUUACUGGUUUUGCCAAGUACUUCAACGCAUACACAAUCACAGGCAGGAGGAACUGUGUUUUGCUCACAUAUGCAAGCAUAGCCACCAUCGCCCUCUUCUUCAAGUUGAAGCCCAAGAAACAGGCAGCUGUCACGGCAAAGUGAUGUGUCCUGACUGUUCUGUAAUAUAGUGGUCGGAAGUUGUGGCAGCUGGAUGUGCUUGUAAGAAAUAAGGCCAUAUUAUUUGGUAUCAUCGUGUUAUUAACAAUAAAAACAAUGUAAAAUUUAA